Cotesia congregata is the source of this 2937-nucleotide messenger RNA. The record is from the annotation of a GenBank genome assembly. NCBI's taxonomy places the organism in Eukaryota, Metazoa, Arthropoda, Insecta, Hymenoptera, Braconidae.
AUGAGCGCUGUCGUUGAUAAUGCCGUGAAAACUACCCAACCACAAGGAGUUUUUUCUCGAGCUUUCGCAAAACGAGCUCAGCCCUACGAGGAAGUCAUCAAGAGUCUGAACCGAUUGAGCAAAGAGGGUGAAGGACUUACCAAUGAAGAUGGAGCUUCAACGCACCCCACCUUGGCCUUGAUGAGGCGCAUCCUUUCUGAUGCCCAGGCAAAACUCCGCGUGAUGGUGGAGGAGAACGCAGCAACGGGUGCCCGGCUGGACGGGGAGCUGGAGCGUGCACGUGGUGAAUGUGCAAAUCUCCGGGGUGAAUUGAGAACCGUCCGCGGCGCCCUAGUGCUCAACAAUAAUCACACGAAUAAUGGUGGUACGAGCAACAGCAGCAAUGCCAGUGGUAAUUCGACAAACAGUCCAAGUACCUCCGCAAGUACUACAGCCACAACUACCAACAAUUUAUCUACGCCGGCGAGUCAAGACAGUACUGAGUCACCAGGACACAAUAGUCAAGAGGAAACUUCGAAACGUUUAAGUGCUAACAGCAGUCCUGUCGACAAAAGGAGCUCUGCUAGCGAAAAAUCAGUCAGCCCCGUUGACAAAGGCAACGGUCCGAUUGAUAAAAAAUACAAAAAAGAUUCUAAUAGUCCUAUUGAUCGUUCCAAAACUAGUCCAUCUGCCGAUCGCGGUUCACGAACCACAAGUUUUUUUCAACGUAGCGGAAGCGAACGAUCCAGCGGUGAAAAACUACGUAUCACAACCAACCGCGAUUCAAUACGGUCGAACAAAGAUUCAAGCAUCGAACAUGACAAGGAUAGUUGCAGCAAAGACAUAAUUGAUGGUGAUGUAAGACCAGAUGAAGACAACGAACCUCCAGCUCCGGCUCCCAGCAGCAGACCAACAUCUCCCGCUAGUUCACUCGCUUCAAGAUUUUCCGGCCUUCAUACCGGUACUUCAGUUGAGUUGGCGAGCACUCGACGACUCCGUUUAGAGAAUGAACGACUCGUGGCAGAAGUUGCGAGAUUACGACGCUUAUUACUAAGCGGUGCAGCACGAGGCGAGGUCGGUGGUGAAGAUGCAGCCAUUGAAGAAGAAGCUCGUUUUGUGGCUCUAGAAAUGGAGUUGCAACACUCUCGAGAGAUUAUCCAAGCCCUCAAAACUGAUCGCAAGAGGCUCAAAGCUGAGAAGUUCGAUCUACUCAAUCAGAUGAAAGCACUUUACAGUACUCUCGAAGACAAGGAACGCGAACUCCGUGACUUUAUACGGAAUUACGAGCAGCGGAUGAGGGAAAACGAAGCAACACUUGGACGACUUCAACAUGGAAGUGGAUUGCCGAAUGAAGAACGCGAACGAGAACGCGAACGUGAACGCUGGAGUCUCCUAAGAGCUGCCAGAGAUGAAGCUGACCGGAGUGAGUCCCUCGUCUCAUUUCCCCGAGGCAGCGUUAAUGGGACAGCAACACCUGGCGCCUGCAGCAACAGCGGAGUUGGAAAUUGUGUACCGAUGCUGCUCCCGCACCUGGGCUCCCAACCGCCCUUGGGCAUGACUGAUCUCUGUGUGGGCAGUGUCACUAGCACGGGUGUAUCUGGCACUGGACAGGCUGGUGAUCGUGGAAGCUGCAGCGCCGAUAGCGGUGUACGCGGGUCCAGCGAUCGCGAAAGCGGUGGUGCCACAAGUGUCGGUGGGAACUUAUCAGAUUCUACCACUGAUGGAACACCGACAAUAACUGUUGAGGGAAGUGGUCUCGACAUGGACAGCAUCUCCGUGAUCUCUUCCAUAGCCCCAUCGCAUAUGUACCAGUCAGCAACAACGCCAAAAGACUGCAGUCCAACACUGUCGCCGUUAAAUGCAUUCUCACGGGCAAUGAACACAUCGUCGAUGUCGCGAUCGGUCGAGCAGCUCUCCAGCCCAAUGGAUUCUGAGCCGAGGAGAUGCAAACAGAGUCCACCUGUCGUAGCACCUGUCGCUCACGUACGCUCAUCUGCGACAAGAGGCGGGCCCUGGGGAUCUAUUUCCAGGGUUUUCGCACGCUCGCGUCACCGGAAAACGAUAAACAGUUCUGUGAGCGGGAGCGCCGGAAACGAGGGCCCGGAAGCCUUCGAUCCAUACAGAUCCUGGUCGCCCCUCACCGAGGAAGGCUACGCUGAGAAGUUGAGAUUACUCAGAGAGGCUGCUACAAUACCAAUGGAGCGCUGGCGGGCACCCACCGUGCUUGCUUGGCUUGAGGUUGCUCUUGGAAUGCCACAGUAUGGACCAAGAUGCGCUGAAAAUAUUAAGUCUGGAAAGGUAUUGUUAGAGUUGAACGACGCUGAACUAGAAGCGGGUCUCGGUAUAACGCAUCCACUUCACAGGAAGAAACUCCGACUUGCUAUUGAAGAACAUCGUCAUCCAAGUCUCGUUCGUUAUCCGUGCAUUGCACAACUUGGUCAUACUUGGGUUAGUUCUGAGUGGUUACCAGACUUAGGACUCGCUCAAUACUCCGAGAGCUUUGCAACAAACAUGGUUGACGCGCGAAUGCUGGAUCAUGUUGUUAAAAAGGAGCUUGAAAAGUUGCUUGGUGUUACGCGGAAAUUUCACCAAGCAAGUAUUAUGCAUGGAAUUAAUUUACUGAGAAUGCUCAAGUAUGAUAGACAGGCAUUGGCUGUUAGGAGGCAUCAGUCAGAGCAAGUCGAUGAGGACCCAUUAGUUUGGACUAAUCAAAGAUUUAUUAGAUGGGCGAGGAAUAUCGACUUGGCUGAGUACGCAGACAAUCUCAAAGAUUCCGGAGUACAUGGUGCACUGGUAGUGUUGGAGCCUUCAUUUACGGGUGACACGAUGGCGACAGCGCUCGGAAUUCCGCCAGCUAAGCACAUGAUACGCCGACACCUGACAGCUGAGCUAGAAGGACUCGUUCUUCCAGCAAGCUGGAGGUCGUCCCGAGGAACCACACCGGAGCAAGGCCGAUGA